ACCUCACACACCACUACCACUCAACUCAAUUACUCAACAACAAAUGGAUCUAAAAUCGCCCACCACCACCGCCGAGAUUAUGCACAGCAUCAGGAAAUACGAUCUGCUGACGUCUGUCAAGGUGAAGGAGGAGCCUCUCAUCGAAGAAAGCGAGAAGGGCGCUGUGAAUAAUGGCCCCGCGCCGUUUCUGAGGAAGACAUUUGAGAUGGUGGAUGAUCCCGCCACGGAUUCUAUAAUUUCGUGGAGUCCAGCCAAGAACAGCUUCAUUGUUUGGGAUCCUCACCGCUUUUCCACUCAUUUGCUGCCUAGGCACUUCAAGCACAGCAAUUUUUCGAGCUUUAUUCGCCAGCUUAAUACCUAUAGGUUUAGGAAGAUCGAUUCAGACAGAUGGGAGUUUGCGAACGAAGGGUUCGAGAAGGGCAAGAAGCAUCUGCUGAAGCACAUUACGAGGCGAAAGCAGAAACAGUCUUGGAUGGAUGCAUCAGCCAAGUACGGGGCGGAGGCAGAGCUCGAGAGUCUGCAAAAGGAGGUGUUGAAGCUAAGGCAGCAGCAAGAGAUGACACAGAGUUACGUGGCAGCUGUUGAGAAGCGGCUUCGUAUCACUGAAACAAAGCAGAAACAAACGGCCCUCUUCUUGAUCAAGCUAAUGGAGAAUCCUCAGCUUCUUCAGCGCAUCACUGAGAAGGUGAAGAAGAAUAUGAGGCCACUUGGAAGUGGACAGGUCUUGAAAAAGAGGAGGCUGAUGGACGAGAGCUGUGAUGAUGACUCGAGCUCCUCGGAGACUAGUCGAGAUGAUUUUGUCCUGUGGGAGAAACUAUUGGAAGAUGACAUGAUCUAUGAAGAGGAGGACGAGGAGGAUGAUGAGACACACAAAUGUGAUAUUUUGCCAGCGGAAUGUGGGACACAGAUGAGGGGCCUCGUCGAGCUAGUGGCAUCGAUUGCUUAGUCGAGUAGGAGAUGAAUACACACAAGGAUUGAAGUAGGAUAGACAAAGAAAUGGGGAUUUCUGUAAAUGUGGGCUUUGUAGAGGAACAGUAGAUUUUGUAUGAAUGUUUGGAAAAAUUUCAAUUCUAGUAUUUCUUUCAUAUGGUA
Salvia hispanica is the source of this 1092-nucleotide messenger RNA. Its product is annotated as heat stress transcription factor A-7a-like. Lineage: Eukaryota; Viridiplantae; Streptophyta; Magnoliopsida; Lamiales; Lamiaceae. Gene Ontology annotation, cellular component: nucleus. Gene Ontology annotation, molecular function: RNA polymerase II cis-regulatory region sequence-specific DNA binding; DNA-binding transcription factor activity. Gene Ontology annotation, biological process: cellular response to heat; regulation of transcription by RNA polymerase II. The record is from RefSeq and is a predicted model, not a curated record.